Molecule: messenger RNA, 1020 nt
Organism: Rubroshorea leprosula
Lineage: Eukaryota; Viridiplantae; Streptophyta; Magnoliopsida; Malvales; Dipterocarpaceae
Source: the annotation of a GenBank genome assembly
CACAGCAUUCCAAGAGCCUCCACUGUCUUGUAACUCUGUACCACAAUGUCAUCUUCUCUAAUCUUCCUCCUGCUCUUAGCAUCAUUGUCCAUUAUUGCAGAUGGGGAGCAACUCAUAGUUGUAAAUAAUUGCAAUGAAAGUAUAUGGCCUGGAAUACUUGGUGGUGCGGGCCAAGACACCCCCAACAAUGGCGGCUUUCACCUUGGUUGCGGUGAGGAAGUGGUUUUUGAUGUGCCACAGAGGUGGUCGGGGAGGAUAUGGGCUAGGCAAGGUUGUUCCUUUGAUGGUAAUGGGAAAGGUUCGUGUACCACCGGCGACUGUGUUGGAUUACUUCACUGCCAAGGCAUUAGUGGUACACCUCCAGCAACUCUAGUGGAAAUGACCCUUGGCACGUCCUCUUCCCCAUUACAUUUCUAUGAUGUUAGUUUGGUGGAUGGCUUCAAUUUGCCAGUUUCUAUGAAGCCUGUUGGCGGUGGAGUCGGCUGUGGAGUUGCCUCCUGCGAUGUUGAUGUGAACAUUUGUUGCCCAUCAGCAUUGGAAGUGAGGAGCGGAGGCAAGGUAGUGGGAUGCAAGAGUGCCUGCUUGGCGUUGCAGUCAGCGAAAUACUGCUGCACUGGCGAGUUUUCUAACCCGAAAACCUGCAAGCCUACUGCCUUUGCGAAUCUGUUCAAGGCCAUUUGCCCGAAGGCAUACAGCUAUGCUUUUGAUGACCCUAAAAGCCUUAACAAAUGCAGAGCAUCGCGAUAUGUCAUCACUUUCUGCCCUCCUAAAUAGAGGGAUAAUAGAAGUUGGGAUCAUGGCUUUGUUAGAAAGGAAAUGUUCACCAUUCUUCUUUCUAAAUUAGAUACUAUAAUCAGAAAGAAUGUUGCUAGUGAACUUCUUGGAAAAAGUUUAUUUUCCUCUAUAAUUUGGUUCUAUAUAUUGAUAUAUUAUUGAUAAUGGUGAUGCAUAGUAUGCAUUCUAUCGUUUAUCCACUACAAGACAACAGAUUUAUGGAGUAAUUAAACUAAGAUUUCAAUU